AUGCUGGAUAGUACAAAUGUUACCUAUUCUAAUUGGCUAGAGGGUCGGCCAGCAAACUCUAGUGAUGUUAAAUGUGUUGAAAAGCAAUCGGAAGAUAUGACCAGAUUAUCGACUGAAGUUGACAAUAAAAGACAAGUAAUUGAUCUGGAAAAUUUAAUAUUGGAAACCAGAGAAAACCUACAAGAUAAAUUAGAUAAACAACAAGAUAAACUAAAUAAUCAAAAAGAUCAAAUAGAUAAACAAUCAUACACAAUUGAUAAUCAAAAAAUUCAACUAGAUACACGAAAAAUUCAACUAGAUAAAUUAGUAGCAAAUCCCGUUCCCGUUGGUUUUAUAUACACCCAACUAUCGGGUCAACCCGAACCAUCCGAUAUAUGGCCACAGGUUAACUGGCUUGAAGUGACCGCUGAUUAUUCUGAUCUGUUUUUCCGGGCCGAGGGUUCGGGUUCGGCCGUGUUUGAUUAUUAUAUUGAAUGUGACGACAAAUGUCCGGACGGUUGGGUUGAAUAUGACGAUCAACUAAAGUGUAUCAAAAUAAUCAACGAUUUCAUAGAUACAUAUAGUUCAGCUGUGGACAAGUGUGCAAAACAAGCUCCGGGAUCAACACUGUUGACAAUACAUACAGAAGCUGAACAAAACUUUUUGAAUGAUUUGCUAUAUGUUAAACAUAAAUUGCUAACCUGGAUAGAUAAUAGCACAGUUAGCUAUACUAAUUGGAUAUCUGGUCGACCGCAUAAUGUUAGUGAUGUUGAAUGUGUUGAAAUGCAAUCGGAUCCCCCGGGUAAAUGGGAUGAUAUAGCUUGUACUAAACAUAACAUGUUGGUUUGUCAACAGUUACAAUCGUCACCAGUUAUUGAAUUAAAAAAAUUAAUUGAACAAACUAGAAAAGAAUUACAGGAGCUUAGAACUAAUUAUACUAAACAGCAAAAUCAACUAGAUAAAAUUACUAGUAACUAUACUAGACAACAAAUAGAAUUGGAUAAACUAGUAGCCAAUCCCGUUCCCCUAGGUUUUAUAUACGUACAACUAUCGGGACAACCUGAACCAAGUCAACUAUGGWCACAGUCACCCAAAAUUAAAUGGCAAGAUGUUACCCCAGAUUAUUCGGGAUUGUUUUUCCGGGCCGAAGGUUCGGGUUCCGCCCAGUUUGGUCAGAUACAGGCGGCCAACUCAAGCCGAUUAGCUGCUGUUCAUACAGAUUCGUGUAGUAUAAGUGGUUGGAGUGGAUGUCAAAAUUUGUUGUACUCAAUACCUGAGUCCGGUUGGAGUGAAAAUUUAGUUCAAAAAGAUUUUAAUGGUGUCAUGUAUUUCUAUAUGACUUCGGGUGAGAAUAGGCCACGAAAUACAGCCAUCAAAAUAUUUAAACGCAUCGAAUGA
Molecule: messenger RNA, 1377 nt
Organism: Oppia nitens
Lineage: Eukaryota; Metazoa; Arthropoda; Arachnida; Sarcoptiformes; Oppiidae
Exons: 5
Coding region: 1-1377 (458 amino acids)
Molecular function (GO): signaling receptor activity
Source: RefSeq, a predicted model, not a curated record